Molecule: messenger RNA, 507 nt
Organism: Entamoeba invadens IP1
Lineage: Eukaryota; Evosea; Mastigamoebida; Endamoebidae
Exons: 1
Coding region: 1-507 (168 amino acids)
Source: RefSeq, a predicted model, not a curated record
AUGAAAACAUGCAACAACUGUUUUGAAAACGUCAUCACAACAAACGGCAAUUGUUUAAUUGAAAGCACUUGCAAAUACCAACUCACUCAUAACGACCAGACUGUCUGUCUGAUCCACAACAAUAACACACAAGAAGGCAUCAAAGCCAACAACUGCAAAUACACACAAAACGAGUUUUGUUAUUUGGCAAAUGAAGGAUAUCACACAACAUUUAACACAGAUGGUAAUACUGCAAAUUGUGAGGAUGCAGAGAUCUGUCAAAUUGUAAAUGGAUAUAUAAUCAAUAUAUCAUGUAAAAGUGAAUUUGUGAUGACAACGAACGGUUUGUGUUCACAAGACUUUAACUGCGCAAAUUACAGUGGAAGUGUGUGCACAACAUGUCAACAAAAUUAUCACACUGCAAGUGGUGAUGUGUUUCCAAUGACAACGAGUGUGUUAUUCAAAACAAAAAGAUUUGCAUUUUGUGUAGCAACAACAAAAUCACAAAUGAUGGGAAAUGCGUUUUAA